CGUGCAGCGAGAGCGCCGGACUGUGUGUGCGCGAAUGUCGACUUCGCCGUCCGUCCCGGCAUCGAUCGAGCGUCGGUCGCAGUAGCGCUGCGUUCGGCGGUGUUUCGUUAGUUGCGUUUUCGCUUUCAUCGGAGCAAGUUGGGCAGCAGGAAGCGCCGGAGCAGCGAGAGUGUGCCAGACGUGUGCGUGUGCGAGACGAGUAGGAAGCAGCACGUGAGGAAAACGAACCAAACGGGCAAGCGAGCGUUCACUUUCGUCGCGGCUUUAGUUUUUCCGUCAACAUUUUCUCCAAGUGCUAGAAGUUGUGUGGUUGCGAGCGUGUGUGUGUCCACCAAUGUUGUGUGAAAAGUGAACAGCUCUUGGAAAAGCGCGUUGUCCAUCGAAGUUGAAAGGUGGCAGAGGUCGUGUAUUUAGGCAGCCGGUUGUGCGUGCGACUAAUUCUUUUUAAUGGAGUUGAAACAAACGGUUGCUGCGAAGACGACGACGACGACGACUGCGAGUAUCUUCGAGGAAGACUGCCUCAUAACCGAACCGUGGAGUGCGAAAGCAAUCAGUGGCAGCAGCAGCAGCAGGAGCGAACUGAGCAGCGGUAAACAACCUCCGGUGACGUUGCGACCGUGUCGUUGCCAGCGGUCAGCACCGUGAACCAGGGCGCGCGCUCAUUGCCAAAAAUCUACCUCGUUUUCUAUAGUUACAAAAACAAAAAAGAGAGGACACAGGAGGCUGCACCAGCUGUGAAAAGACAGGCCAGCGCAGCUAGCUCGCAUACUCAGUAGGGGGCGAAAACGGUGUGCCCACUUGGAUGAUUUUUCCACAAAACCCCGUGCGCCCCGUAUCCAGCUUUUCUCGGUUACUACAGUGCGGCUCCGUUCAACGACAUUAUUUCCCGCGCGAUUGAACUUUCCGUGUCAGCGUUCGUGUGAGUGAAAGCAAAAAUCGAUGUUACAGCAUUUUAUGCUCCACUGCCAGCAGCUUCUUCCCACUCGUGCGGUGUGUGACAUCGACAGUGUUGUGUUUGUGCGCGGGGUUUUCUCUUCGAGAGCAGAAGAAUCCCUGUCCGGAGCAAAAGAGUGCGUGACACGACGAUAUUACCCCAAACUCACGAGUUACCUCAGUGUAAACUAGGUUGUACGUUGAGAGCAUAUAGCGCCGAUGAAGUAGAAUUGUGUGUCCCAAGUCCCAACCGUCGAAGUACGCGAAUGAACACAGGCGCUGUUUUGGAGGAAAACGCAGAGUAGGUGUACCGACCAAACACGCCGCACGGCGAAGCUUUUCCCGUGCAACCGGCUCUCGAAACUAGGGAAAAAGUUCCAAGUGAAGGAAGCGCUUAGCAACAACGCAGCAGGCGACGACGUGCUCCUAAUGUGGACGGGUGGCUCCAAUCGGGUGUACGGUUUGGUUCCGCGAAUCAGUUAGAAGUUGUGCACGGCAAGAAUAUUCUCGUAUACCCCGGCAAUAAAUUGUAUAUGCACCCCAUUUGUUUGUGCGGUGUUUUCGCGUGAGCUUCUUGUGUGUUACGUUGUGUUUUUGUUGUGUGUGUCGUGUGCGAAUGAAGGGAACGAGGAAAAGAGGUGCGAACUUGUGUGCGUGUUUAGCAGAUAGAACCUUCUGAACGAGAGAAGAAGAAAUCCAGCGGAAACCAAGUAGGCAGAGAAGUGAAAACAAAAACAGUACAAUAAAACGCACAUAUUCCGUAGAAAAUGUCAGGCAAGAGGGCCCUUUUUACAGGCUUUCCAAUGUCCUCGUAAACAAGAGCACGCAAAAAAGUUCUAGACAAUCCGUUUUUGUAUUGCGUGAAAGUCAAGACGAUUCCAGCGAAAAGUGUCUGAGGUGUGUGCAUGUGUGUUACCAGACAUGUAAGAUUUUUCUUAUGAAGUAGGCAUUGGUGUGGAAAGACAGUGUUUUUGCGGGAAGAAGAGAAAACGCACUAUUGAACUCCCCUGCGUCCGCUGUAAAACGCCCGCGAGCGUUUUAGGAAGAAUCCAAAAAUUGAUAAUCAAUUGCUGUUUGGCGGAGGGUCGUUGCUCGCCACGAUGGCACCGUUACGUGCAGGAAGAACCGCUAUUGGCGAGGUUGGCCCAAUCCAGCUUCCCGCCCUGGUCCCAUCGACCACCACGUCGCUCGGUGGCGUUUACGAUCCAUUUUCCUGGGGCGUAAGCGGUGACUCCGAUCAUGGAUUCGAGUCGUCCCAGUCGGGCGAUGGGUCCGGUUCGGAGGGUGCCGGCAUGGUACGCUGCUGCAUGCCGAUCGGUGAGUGUGUGAAGCCCAAGGGCAGCAAUCUAUUUUCCGAGCUGGGCGCUAUGAUCAAUCUGGAGGAUCUGCGAGAGUGCGUACGGGUGCAGUGUAGCAACGAGUCGUGCACGGCCGGUCAGUACAUGCACCGGGAGUGUUUCGAUCGGUGGGAAGACGAGGUGCUCAACUAUCUGAAGUCCACCGGUCGGGCCCGGUCCUGGUCGGACAAGCAGCGGCAUCAGUACCUGUGGACGAAGAAGGGUUACGAUCUGGUGCACAAGAUGUGUGGCUGCAAGUGUGGACGUGGUCAUUUGAAGAAGGACCUUGACUGGAACGCUCCUACCACGGCUUCAAUGUUUGGGCGCGCACUCGUCGGAAAUGGUGGCGGUGGUGUUAUUGGAGAUGGUCCUAUGGAAACUGGCGGAAUGCUUGGACCGAUCGGUGGUCGCGAGGAUGAAAACGCAAAGAAGCAGAAGAAAAAGAAGAACCGGCAUAAUCAGAAGCUGGCCAUUUCGACGAGCGCUAGUAGCAGUGCUAACAGUAGCGCUACCAGCAGCCCCAACAGCCAGCAGUCUCAGCAGCAGCAACAGACGCAACUGAUGCUGCAACAGCAUCAUCAGCUGCAGCAGCAACAUCAAACUGCUGAAGAGUUGCUGUCGAUACUGAGCAAGAUCAGGGUGUCGACGCCCAAUGCUGCUACCCCGAUGCGCCGCAAUGCUAACCAUCCACCCGGUCUUGGUGGGCUGAUUAUCAAUGGGAUUCAUUCGCAUCUUCAGCAACAGCAGCAGCAGCAUCUGCACCAUGGUGCGACCAUUCCGGGCGGUAUGUCCUCUGCCUCGGCUCGUAUGCGUGCCAACAGCCUGUCGUCGAUCAGCAAUGGGUCCUGCACACCGCCCGCUUCGUCGAUCGGUGGUUCGGAGCAGUCGAUCUCACCGAUCCACAACCAGGCACCGAGCCCGGCCAUCAUUGCCAAGCUACCUCUGACGCCCAAGUCGAAAGUCGAGCUGUAUUCGGAGCGUGUUCGUGCUACAUCUGGUGCAAACGGGAUCUUCUCACGGCGCUUAGACUUUUCGUCGUUCAACGUUUUGCCGCGUCAGCGAAUAAACUCCUAUUCGAUAAAGAUUGAAGAUGAAGGCAAUCACGGAAACGACGAAACACGUCUGUUCAUUCUGUCUUCGCUGGCCGCACAGCACAAGAGUCGCGUGGCGUGUGUGCUUUGCGAGGAACCGAUGCUAGUCUUUGACCGGUAUCCGCUGGUCGAUGGAACAUUCUUUCUCAGUCCGAAGCAACACAACAAAGGGUGCAUUGAGGUGAAGUACGAGAAUCGUGUCCAAUAUCUGACAUCCGUCUGCAUGGCGUGCUUGGAAGGCGUCGAGCCAAACCGUGUCGUACGGUGCAGAUUUUGUGUGAACAAGUGGGACGGUUCGUCGCUUGUUCUUGGAACGAUGUACUCUUACGACAUCUUUGCUGCUAUGCCAUGCUGCACUGAACGAUUAAAGUGCAACAACUGCUUCAAACUGAUGCUGUCGCCAAAUCAACGGUUGAACUUCUACAGCGAUUACAGUCACAGUGUGUCCUGUCCGUAUUGUUCGGCUCAGGACAAUCAUUUCGUGAAGCCACUGGCCUACUGCUACACCAAGCAGCCCAUGCAGUUCUUCCAGCACUGGCCAUAACAUGAGGCCACGUUGGAAUCUCCCAAGUCGAGUGUGAACGGUGGCUCGCUGGCGGAAGCAUCCGGCCGGCAGGAGCAACAGUCACCGUUCAACGGCUCGUCCGCUUCGUGCACUGCUUCGACGGGAACUGUUGCCGACAAAGCUGCAGCAGAUUCUGCUGCAAUGAACUCGUUCAUUCAGGAGCUGCGUCAUCUCAGCAACAGCAGCACCAUCAGCAACAUCAGCAGCACAAGCAACGAUUCGGGCUUCUCGACAUCCUACGGUGGUGAUUCCAACGUCGGUAGUGGCCGGGCCGCUACCAACCUACCUAGCAACAUGCAGCUCCAGCAGCAUCAGCAACUCCACGGGCUGCUCGCUGGCAAUUCCACGAAUGUUCAGCAACAUCAGCUUAACAACAAAGCAAUCGCGACAGGUACAGUAUCGAAACAUGAUCCUACUGUUAACCCCGCCCUGUCAAACAUCAUCUGGGGCAAUAAAUCGCUCUGGGGACCGGCACCACCGUCACCGCCAGCAGUAGCGGCAGCAGCAGCGGCGGCAUCAUCUUUGGUGAGUCCUUCACCAGCAUCACUCAAACCGGCAAUGGUUCUUCCUAGUGUAGUUACAACAAACCCUACCUCGAACGCGUUGUACACUAGCUUAAGUAAAGAAUUGUACACACCCUGGACAACAUCCACUGCCAACCACAAAACACCAACGUCGAUGGUGUCUGCACAGAUGCAGCAAUUACCCUGUGUCCCUCCAUCCCAACACACUGAACCCGCCACCCUUCCCAAAACCCCGUCCAUCUGCCCUGGCAACAUUGGUACAAGUAUCUGGGAAAGCAAGCUCGGACUGGUCAGCGGUCCGCAGCAAGCUCUCGAGCCAUUAGAGUCUAUCUGGUCGGCACCGGAACCGGGAACAGCAGGAGGUAUGAAUGGCGAAAUGAAUCAAGGUACUACUGCUGCUGCCAGCAGCCAACACGUUUGGCGAUCUGAUGUUCCUUCCGGCACUAGAGAACCAUACACGGUAGGAUCUCAGUUUCUGCGAGUACAGGAAUCGAUGGGUGGUGGUGGUAGACUGUGUUCUACCGCUACGGAGAAUGCGAUCGAACCUACACCAAAGCUUAGUUCCCUUUGGACACACACACCGUGGUCAGCCGGUGUGGAUGGUUCAACGGUAGCCAAUGGUAGCAACAUUAGUGUGCUGCGAUCGCUACGUAUGGGCGAGUCCGCAAAUUUGAACUCCGGCAGCGCCAUUGCCAAGGAUGCGGAUGCAAGCAUUGGGACCGUAGAGCAGCGUGACACAUCCGUUGCUGGUUCGUUCAUGGCCAUGGCAUCGGAUGACGUCAUCAACUAUCUUAAUAUAUUUAAUUAGACAAUUUGUUUUUGUUUCUUUUUUAACUGGUUUUCUUUUAUUGUUUACUGUCUCCCGUUUCUUCGAUGUGAAAGUGUUUAAUCUCACUUUUAGAGCAAUUUUGUUAUUUAGUUCUACUUUAUGGUUUUGUUUCCAAAUGGUUCUUUUUUCCAGUUUUUUUUUUCAACAUAGCAAUGAUUCGCAAAGUUGUUCGUUAGAUUAUUUAGUUUUUUUUGUGUUUAUUUUUUAUUUUUCUGAUAGAUGCUUUGGAGACAUAUGUUCUGUUGUUUGUCAAAAACUUUUUACACCUUUUUGUUUGUUUUAUUUAGUAACCGCUUAUCUCGAAUCGAAAGCCUUCGUUCACCAUGUUUUUUACACCAUUAUAGUUAUUCUAGCGUAGUAGGGAUGGUUUAAGAACAAUUUCGACAGUUAAAAGUACAUUGUUUCAGUAUCGUUUCUUCCUUAUAGGUGUAAGAAUGUACCAACAAAUCUCGCAAAAUGGUCGUUUUCUUUGGUUGUUAGAUGUAAAAGUAAUGUAUAUCGUCGUUUUGCAUAAGCAAAAAAAAAAAAGAAAUCACAGAGUUAAGAGUAACAUACAUGAACAAAAGUAUAUGUUUAUGUGUCUUGUAACAGUACGUUAAGCGACAUCUACCACCGCUGCAUAUAAAUUACAUUAACGUAAAAGGAAGUGUUGUAAUAAUUCGGCUUGGGGGUUUCUGACGCAAGGGUUUAGUAUAUAAAUUCUAGCGCUUUUCCCCCAUUUCAAAGUACUAGCCAUCUAAUCGAAUAAUAAGGCAGUUAAUUUUAUUGCUUUUUAGUUUCAUGUACUUCGUAACCUCAGGGACUAUAUCCGGUCCAGUAGCUUCGGCGAGUGCCGCGUGUACGAUAGGAUCUGACCGAUCCGCUGUGCCGCACGCCGAAGGUGCUGGACUUUUUUUCUGUUAGUCUGCCCGACGAGGUUAGGAAUUGCGUUUCGACAAAUGCACACAAUCAUUGAGGAAAGUUAAGAGAAAAAAAAGUAAGGAAAGAGGUCGAGGAGUGUAAUUAAAAAUGAAAAUCAUAUACUGUCAAACUGUGAAAGAGUGAACGCAAGGAUUAGCGUCUAUCCUUCUCAACAUUAUGCAUAGUUUUUAUUCCGACUCCUCAGGCAAGGAGCUGAGGAGCUUCUUGAAGAGCGAAAAACAUCGAUGAAAAGCAAUGGAGGAUAUAGUGUUAAGACAAACAUUAAAAUAUCAGGUAACAUUUCACGCCAACAAAACACCUACCAUCCCACUCUGUGUGUGUGUGUGUUGUAGCGAAGAGAUGCAUUCGACUGUAAGAUUAGACGAGUGUAGCAGUAAGUAAUUAUCAUCCUUAGCGUUUAGGGUUCGCGCGUAUGUGCUAUUAUGGGCUCACUGUAAUUGACAUACGACCGAGUACGGAGUACAUUUUUACUUGUAAAUAGCGUACGAUUCAGUGCACGAUUAGAAAGCAAUAUGGAUGAACGCGUUCGGAUGUAUCCGGGUGCGUUUCCGCGGCAGAAGACGCCUCGCGAAACGCACAAGGACCAUCCUCCAUAUAGUGUGUGUGUGAGUGAUUUGAGUGAAUGGAUGAAUUUGAGUGCUGGCUGGUGGCGUUUCACUUCGCUAGCAAACCCAAACCCCAGGAAUGAACGAUUCUUGCGAAUGGACAUACUGUUUGGCGGAAUGUGUGUGUGUGUGCGUGUGGGUUUGCAUUUUUACAUUGCUUACUUACAUUUUCUGUUGUACGUGAACCGAUUUUGUCUCUUUUUGAUAAGGAACGGAACUAUACAGUAAGUGGCGUGUUCGCUCGAGCUGUACUCGUAAAUGUGUUAUAGAAUUACGAAAUCAAACUUUUCCUGCAAAAAAACAGUGAGCCGAUUUUAUCGUAUGGGAAGUGCGCGCGCACCAACUUAAGGCAUCAAAUGACAAAAUUAAAGCUACUUGUGAUCCAGGGAAACAAAAAAAAAAAAAGAAACCGGAAACCAGAAAUGGAAGAAAGGGCAUAGAGAUACGGUUUUUUGAUAAUAAGGAAAAACGAUAUGAGGUGGAGCCACCUUUUGCCGUCUGUGUGAGGGAAGGCUCCUACCAGUGAUCGGAAAGCUAUUACCUUAGCGGUGAUUACGUUUGGACGAUGUUCCUUUUUCGAUGCAUUUUAGAGGCGAGUUUUAAAAACUUGGUAUUUUUGUGUUGCACGUUUUUCGGAAGCGAACGGGGCUGGCUUUGAGCGUAGCAGCGCGCGCCGCACACUCGUUGGCGUUUCUGUUUUUUGAGAUAUUUUGGGAUGUGGGAUUAUACAAGGAAACCUAAUUACAUUACGUGGUACUGUGUGUCGUCAACGAUUGUCGCCCGGUGUGGAGCGAGCGAACGAACGUAGUCGCGGCGUGAAAUUAUUGGAUUAGACUGUAAAUCAAAAUUGUGGCUCAGUUUGUGCGCUGUGCGCAGCACAAAUUGGCCGAAUAAAAACAUGCUCGGAAAAAAAAUGCCAAAUCAAACAGAAUCGGACAAGUGUGUGCACUGGAGGAGAACGCAAUAUGAAUGGACUGAUCGAAACCCGUUUACAAUCUCAUUCUAAUGAAAUGAUUCAUUCUUACGUUCCGUGCUUACUCAUCAUCAUCCUCAUGAUUGGUCAUUCUCGCUUUUCAAACGUGUGAGCAUAUUCAUAAACCUAAUAUCGACCCCAUCGCGUCGAUUCGUGUAAGACUUCCGGAAUUUUUAAAUGUAGUUGUAGUCAGUGUAAUCGCUGUUUCAAGAUUAAAAGAAUACCAAAUUGACAAUUGUGGCAUUAUCGUGUGUGGUGGUGUGUGUAUCGUAAAUCCUGUCUUUAAAUUUCUCCUACGAAUAUAAAAUGCCGAAUAGAAACAAUCAGUCCAUCAGUUCCCAACCAACAAAACUUUUUCCGAGCAAUCAUAUUGGAUGCUUCAAAAUUCAUUUCAAUUUCGAUACGAAAAGUUUGGAUGUUACAUGGUACCACAGUGUAAAGCUAGCGGGAAUGCAACUCAGGCAAGAAGCGAGCGUUGAUCAGUUUGUUUUUCGUCUCAGAAUUUUUAGGUUUGUUGUCGAAUGAGUUUUGCGCUUGCAUACUAAUUUUACGUUCCUGUGGAACAAGAAAAUUUCGUUUCAAAUUUGCAUGUACAUAACGUUUAGAAUUGCUAAGAUGAAUUGAUUCUAAGCAGACACGUAAGUCUUGGUUGUUUAACAAGGACUAGGGUAUAAGCGCAGCUAGAGUUCGAUUCCAGUGCUGCGUGCAGUCUUCAUCCAGUUGAAGCGACAGCGCGGAACGAACUUCUACACGAUCGAUUACGAUUUGUUGAAACAUAUCCUUGUUAAUAGCAGUGUUUCUCUAAAUACCAGUUUAAAGCAAAACAUACACCCCCAGAAUACUAGUAUAAGAUACCAUGUCCCCCGUUUUUUUUGUUAGCAUAUAACAAACGUAAUAAGAAGAUGAAAAAGGACCUACCCUUCUUCUUAAUCGACGUGUGUAAGUAGUUAAAUUAGCUCCAAAUCAUGCCCGCAACGCUACUGUCUAUGCUCGUUAGGAGGUGGUCUUUUGAUGUCACGUAACGGUCAAACAUCUGCUCUCACUGUCGGGUGUGUAACCCCCUUCCGGUGUACCCUUGUCUUCAGUGGGUCGGCUCGUGAGCAGUUGAAACACAUAAAUUAAUAUCAAUUGUGUUAAUUUUAUGUUUUAUAAAGUUUUAAAUAAAGAAGGGAAGAAGAAAAAAAAAAGAAGAAAGCAAACCCGACGCUCCUCAAUUUGCAAAAACAAGCAAAUGGCAGUUCGGGAAACGCUCUUAUUACAACAACUCAGAUCAUCUGAUGGCAACACGUACAAAUAUCGGCUGCUCGGCCGAUCCACUGAAGACCGGCGGUACUUGGUGUGGGUGUGAAGGUGAAGCAGCAGAUACAAAACUCCUCGUAUGUGUUAUCUUUUAAAAUAAGCACACAUUAGUAUAUACCUUAAUCUUUAUCAGUAAAAUUUUGUCCCAGCAAUGUUUUGCUUCCAUGCCAUGUAUCCUCGCAGUUUGAACACAAAUGUACAGAUAAUCUUGAAACGAUUUCGCUCCCUGAAUCUUGCUUCUGUACCCUGGUAUAUGUCAUAAGAAGAAACACACACUAAUUAAGUAAAACAAUUAACUAGAGCAAAUCGGUCUUUAAAGUGCUUCGAACUCUUCGAGGCAGAAGAGGUGGGGUGGCAUACAUUUUACUUUUCCACUACUACUACUACUACUAAUGAUGUUUCUGUUACUUUCCACUUGUAAAUCGAUUGUAAACAAUGAAUAGACAUUUUAGUUAACAAUUUCCGUUACUAAUUUCGCAUUUGUUUGGAGCGAAUUACUUGUUAAACAAACUAAUAAAGUAAAACAUUUAGUUAAAAAAAAAAACACACAAGAAAAUCGUCUUCUCUGUUACGUCAGUUUUUGCUACACGGCGAGACAUUGUCACUGAAAGGGGGAGACUAAGAAUGAUUAAAAUUAACUCCAUCAGCUACAGUGAUGGAAUUUGCACUAGCACGUCGCCGUCACUGCGGUUGAAAUUGCAAUACAAAAGCAGAUCAAUCCAUUAGAGUCAUGAUGCAAGUACUUUAACUAGCCAAACAUUUAACAAAAAAUAAAAUCAUUCUGAAACAUUUUCUUACCAAGAAAACGAUUUACAUAGACAAAUUUGAAGUAGUAGGAUAUACGGUAGCAGCGCAUACACUAUAUAUACACAGUCACACCAACCUAAUAACAUAAAUACUGAUCAAAAUUUGAUCGCAUCAACUGAAAAGAACAAAAGCAAACGCAUUAAACCUCAAAUUUUGUACAAAAAAAAAGAAAAAGACGGUGGUAGAAUUUCGAAGGAAAGCGAACGAGGAAGAAAACCACGCGAUAUAUAAAUACCACCCCAACCUCUCGUAGCGGCAGCUUUGUAGUACGUUUUGCUUGCAUUAUUGAACAGCGACAAAAGGGAAAAAAGGAACAAAUUUACAAACGAAAAACUUGCCACCAAUAUACCUCAAAAAAGCGAAGCAAAUCUACACAAAUAAUAAAAUAGGAACAAAACGAAGUAAAAGUGGAGGAAAUGCUCAACAACACAACAGACAACAGGAGAGAACAAAAUGUUACAACUUCUUUUCUUUUUUGCAGUACAGCUCGAAUAGUAUAUACAAUGAAACGGCUAAAUGGGACUGUUCUUAUUCUUACCCUGUCGGUUUGAAAAGAAUGGUAGAACACCCUAGAACACUCUAGGGCGCCACAGUUGCUAGCCAGCAGAAGAAAAAAAUACAAACUUAGCUCAGGUAAUUUUUACAGUGAACAACUACCCCCAAUAUGGUCUGAAGCACUGCCAGUGGUGUGUUUGAGACGCCAAGUUUGAUUUUACAUUCUGUUGAUGUUGUAGAUCAGCCCUCGAUAUCAACAAACCUGGUUAUACCGAUUGAAAUAUAAACCCUCCUAAACGUCAACUCCACCCUAAUAUUCUACCCCGGUACAAAGGUGAAAAUGACAUUAAUCUGGUGGGCACCACGAGGCACAAUCCGUUGGAGAUACAAUUCCGCGUGGUCGAAGAGUUCUCGUUUCGUUAUGUUUUUUCCUUUGGAUUUUCCACUCCUGUUCCCCAUGGACGGUCACCACACCGAGAGAAGCACGAGUGAAGCCCCCGCUUCGUUACGGAUGCGUUCGAUCGAUUUUGUGUAAUAUAUAGGAGCAGUUUUAUUCACUAUGGAAACAAAUGUUUGAAGUUGGCAGUGGGAGCAUGGUAUAUCGCUUUGGAAUUUUUGAUGCUUUGACUUUGAGUUCUGUUCUCGUUGCUUCAGUAACAAAAAAUGAAACAAAAAUGCCGUAAGGAUAAAACGUAUUUUAUGUGUAGGAGAGGCAGAUGAGAUACAAAUAGAUACAUGCUUGAAGUACAAAUUAAAUCAAAUAUAAACUAGUAACAUUUGUUCUUAGUCCAUGUCUUGUGUUAGGUUCCCCCUCCGUCUGUGGUAGCAGAGGGGAGAAAGUAAAGUUUAUCUGGUUACGCUACGUUCCUUUUUCGUGCAGUUCCUUUUCGAUGACUCGGAUGCUUUUAGUUUCAUAAGUUGUACAGAGCGAGAGGGGAGUACAGUAAGCUGCUGCCGUUCAUGCACUGUGGAAGUUUUGUUGAGAUCAAUGAUGAAAAUGUAACAUCCAACAUGGGGUUCAAUCAUACUUUCAAUCCCUCGAUUUUAAUUUAAAAAAUCUUAUCAGAAAAAUUCUUGAAAAUUUUAAACACAAUCUAAAAAAUUAAAUAGCUGGAGCAAAAAUGUAGCAAAAUUGACUGGGCAUAAUGAGUUGCAGCAAAUACUAAAACUAAAACCUAAAUUGACUAAUCAUUCUAAUCGGCAUUUUUAUUCCACGAGAGGAAUUUAAAGAAAACAAAAUUUGCACCAAUCACCAUCUGCUGGAUCCAGGCAUGAAGAAUCCUUCGAUCGGUACGAUUUCCAGUGAAUGUAAUCUCUAUGAUGGACACAACACAAUUACAACACACGAAAACGUCCAACGCUACGAAGCAACGGAGUGAAGCGACACAAGCAUACAUUCAUAUGUGAUAUUUAAAAAUUGAAUUUGAAUUAAAUUGAAACAGAAAUCAAGAGAGAGAGAGAGAGAAAAAGCCCUUGCCAAAGUCGUUUUCCCCCUACUGGCAUGAAACUUCGAAACCCGAUUCGAGCAGGAGUAAAUGUGCGUUUAUUGCGUUUGUGGCCAUCCCACGCUAUGAGUUGUUCUAACUUUGAGUGAAAAAAAAAACUGUGUAACAAGUGAAAUGUGACAACAACAAAAAAAAAGUAAAAUAAUCGGUAAUACCAACAAUAGACGAAUCAAACCAAAUCAAUAAUUCUGAAACUGCCAUUUUUUGACGUGAUGAAAUUGAUGAUGAUGAAACGAACAGGUAUAAUAAUAAAUAUUAUCGCUAGAUUAAUUGAUAUUCAAUUGUAGGCAUAUUAUAGACAUCACCGAACCCCUUACACUCACACACCUAUUGGAUCCCGUUUUAAGAUACACACUAAAUACACUCCCUUUAAAUGUACGUAUUUUGAGUCGAAAUGUGUUACGAAUUCGGAAACAAAUCGUUCGACCCAUUCGGAGAUGGAAAGUGGUUUUACGCAGUUUGAGACUAGCCUCAAACAUUUUCCGCAACCCGCUUUUAAUAAAUUAAGUUUAGGUUUACCCGAAAUCGAAACCCUUUUACAUACCGCUUUGAAUUGAAAAGUAACACGAUUAUGAUGGUCCAACGCGGUUGAAUAAUGUCGGUGAGAGUACGGAAGUUAGUGCUACUCCGGCCAGGUUGAGAGUAAUGCAGACGAGCGAACAAAAACAGAGAGCUGGUAAGCGGACCAAAUCGAGUGAAAUCUGCUUUGACUUCCAACAAAAAAAAUGACGCGCUAUCAAUAGAUUCAUUCUCACAACACUUUCCUAAUGUGCUGUAAAAUCAGCCCGUCAGUCAAGUCAAGUCCUUCUUGCAAAACCACACAACUUCCAACAACAGCAAUCGCAAAUAAAGCAGACUAAGGAACACGAAACACCCGAUACGUAUGGAAUGUACAUUUUUGUCUCCGGUCUCCCGUCUUUUGAAGCAUAUGAAUUCUGUGUAUCGUAAUUCCAAUCUUUACCCCUCCCAAAAAACUAUCGGAGAGUUACAUCUUGCUUGCAGGUACCGAUUUUGUGUGCGCGAAUGCUUUCCUUUGUGAGGUAUUUAAAUGAAAUAUACAAUUUAGAAAGGGAUUCUAACACACACUAUAGCAAACAAAACUUAAUUCAUAACGAAACGCGGAUUAGGAAAAAAACCCACUAAAUCUAGUGACUCUACUCGGCGUCGUCGUCGUCGUCGGGAAUCAGGAAGCUCUCCCACACGUGGAGGACGGACAGCGAUAUGCGAUAUAUGUUGUGGAAGACUGGAUAUAUGUCAGGCCAUAUAUCGGGCAAAAAAAAUUCAGAUAAUAUUUAGUAGGAUCAACGGAAAAACAGAAGACUGGAACGUUUUUUUUCUUCGUUUUGCAUUUAAAUCAGCGCACCAAUAAUCUAAAUGUAAUUUGAAUGAUGAAAACACUGCGGAAUGGAGCGAAGCGCGAUCGAAAUUCAGGACACACGCUUCUCGUUUGCUUUACUUCCAGUAAAUGAAUGAGAGGUGUGUGUGUGUUCGUCAAAAAGAAAAAACAACAGAAGACUAAUUAUGAUGAUGAAAAUCUGUUAGAAUAAAACUAACGCAUUACACUCUACUAGGAUGAAACGAUUCGAUCUAAAAAUUUGAAGUAUAUGAACAUUUCCAAUCAUCAAUUGCGAUGAUGGUGUGUGGCAGCACCCCCACACAUAUUAAACAAGCGAAAAGGUGAUAUACUUUCUGUGUGCUAGGUUUGUCUUUUUUGGGAGCGGAACUGCGGCUCUUAGAAAGAUAGGCAAGGUAAAGCAAAACUAUUUUGAAAAAGGGUUCAACAUUAGAUGCUGAUGAGCAGCACAUGCUGCUCAUUUGAAGCGGCGUGUAAUGUUUAUUUUCAUCCGCUCCUCCCAUUUCCAAACCGAUUAUAAGAGAGGUAGACUAACUAAAAUAUAUUGAAUUUAAUAAGUGUCAGUAGAGUUUUCGUCUUUCAAAAUACACUUCUCAAUACACUAAUACACGCUGAACAAAUACACAAAAAGAACAAAAUCUACCCUUGAAUGUAAAAGAUAGAAUCUUCAAUGCAAAAUUUUCUGUCCACCCAUUGUAUUGUGAGUAGCUGGUAGAGUUGCUGAUGAAGCAUAGAACAUUAAAAAAUUAAGCGAUUGCCAUACGCGCGCAAAAACCUCACAUUCAUGCACCGUAAAAUCGAAAACGAAAAUUACCUCACAGCCAGCCAGCCAGCCAGCCAACACAAAAAAUGAAACAAAAAACACCGGAAAAAAAUUCAGGAGGCAAUUUGACUUACGCUAAAUUUAAUUGGUACGGCAAAGAACUGAAGUAAAGAGACUUGAAACCAAUACUGAAUAGGUAUUAGAAGUAACGAAAGGACUUCACCAAUUGUGACAACAAAUUAUGAUAAAGGUAAUCAGCAAACCAGCGAUAGAGAGAGAGAGAGAGAGAGAGCGAGCGAGCAAGAGCGAACAGAACCAUGUUCGGUGGACCCACACAGAAAAAAAAGCGAUUCGAAAAUAUUUAUUUACCUCAAAUAUCAUAUUAUAGACACAAAUUGCAAAACUUUAACACAAUAGAGAAAACAUUAAUACAACAUGUAAAACCUAGCAUAUAUAGAGUGAUUAAUGUGAUGUGAGGACAACAUUACGAGGAUCAUUCCUCUCCUUUAAGAUGGAUGAAGCACAACAGCAGCAUAAUAACACUAACGAAUCAGGAUUCGUUUGUACUAUUGAAGCAAGAAAAGAAAAAAUAAAAAUACAAUAUUUAGGAGGAUAAGCUAUACGAGGAAUAAAUCAAACCACAACAAAAACCAUGUAAACAUUUCAGGGUGAAAACACUCAGCGAAUCAGUUGCAGCAAUGCUCCAAACUUAAUAAAAAAGAGAGAUACAAUUAUAGAGCUCUAGCUGAACAAAAAACAAACUAAACUACACAUUGCUUGUAAGUUAAAUGCACUUUGUUCAAACACAUUAACGGUAGUGGAGCAAAUGCUAGUAGACGAAAAAAAUGUUUUGCAGAAAGCAAUUUAUCGGCGAACCCGAAAUAUCUGUCUGUGUAUUGUAAAGCAAUAUAAUGAAGUACUUUGUUUUGUGCAGCAAACAAAUUUUUUUGCAAGCCAGCCAGCCAAGCAUUAUCAGUUCAACAAAAAAAAAAUGAGGAUUUUAAAGCUCACAACAAUUCAGAGAACCAACGGAAUGUAACGACAACUAAUAUAGUGUAUGAAAUAUAAGUGCACACACGAGAGAUGAGCAGCAUAACUGGAUGAGUGAGAGUUAGGUAGUGAGCGUGGGCGCGCGUGCCGACAACACGCAACAGAUAUACAUAUUUAUUUCUAUACAUUACCAACCACCAUUACAUCUGUUCAUUGUCAUCAUCACAAUCAUUAUCAUCAUCAUCGUCGUCAACAUUAUCAACCUGUUACUUGUGUUUUUUUAUGUGUUCCCUUUAUGUCACUGAUCACGUUCACGUCCACAAACAUGUGUACGCCACACAAUACACUCAACCGACACUCUAGGGAUCGAACGCACAUUUACGCACGUGUCACAUCUCCUCCCGAUCCCGAAGGAUAUCUUUAUUUGCUGUUUUUUAAAUAUUAUUUCAUUAAUCCGGACACACGAUACGCUCCUAACUAUUCCUUACCAAUAACAAUCAUAUUCUAGACCUGUAUGCAAUUACAAUUCGUACUGCGGGAGAGGAGCAACCCUUUUUGUUUUAAUCCUAAGUAAAGUCUAUGUUAAAGAUAUGUAAGCGAUUAGGGGUUUCGUUGGCUUAGAGAAGAGGUAGACGAUCAUUUAAGUACACACAGACACAACCACACGUACCUAGAAGUUAUCUUGAUGGAGGACGGAUUAUGUGAGAAGGUUGAGAAAAGGCACGAACAAAUAUUCCUACAAACAAAAACUCUAGCACAUGUAUUCAAACGUAGUACCAUUUUAUUCGUAGAUCUUAGUCCCAAUGCACCUCCUAUCUUUAUGUAUAAUGAACGUCGAAACGCAUGCUAUCUAGAUGUAUAAGACAUUUAAGCGAAGAAAGCACCACACGAGCUAUGUUGUAUGUUGAAUCCAACUGUACAGGGGUUUAGUUCAUCUGCACCUGUGGAGCCCCGUUCACUUUAUUUGCAAGCAUAUUUACAAGUUCAAUUAUCCCCCUUUUGAUUGAUCAUUGAUCGUUUUAUGUUACAUUUAGUGUGAAAGUGUAUAAAUCGAAGUGUAUAGGCUUCAGAGCUUUCGAUCAGUUGUAAUGCUAUUAGUUGUGACCAAAUGUCCUGACCUGUCAUUCCUGAUUGUGUGAAUUACAGCAAUCAACUGUUCCAACCCCAAGAAAGAGCGUAAAUAUGUCUAAAGAUUGUUUCUCACCGUAGGCUUGCAUCAUAUCUCCCUUCAGCACAUACAUACUUGAAGAAAAUUAUUGUUUUUUGUAUAUUUUAUACUGAUUUAAUUUUUUGGUCCCAACAAAACUCGUUCAUUAUAAGUAACUGAGAGUGGCAAAAUCCAAUACUACUGAUGCAAAUGUUAUCGAAAAAAUUCUUAAACAUUCUCCCUACCGUUUCUGUGGAGUAUAUACAUAUAUCAGAAAUGUACUAACUGUGACGCACCUGGUCGCCAUCUUCCGAGCGAAUCUAAACAAGCACCGGACACACAAACUUUCAAAAUCAUGAUGUGAUUAUCCACACACUGCUGGAUGUAAAUGUAACCUCUCAAAAAAGCGAAUUGUGAUGAUCCUCAACAAUCCUUUCCAACUACGUACAAAGAUUUGUGUGUGGCGAGCUUUCGGUGGCAGAGAAUCCGUUUUCUGGCUACCAACAAGCGAGUUGAAAGGCGUUGAGCAAUUUCAAUACACAACUCUUUUCCCCUGCUUUGCAGGGUGCAAGAGCAUUUGAAGUAAAAGCAAAAUCAUAUUGUGACAUAACAAGUGUGAUCUGGUUUCGGAAUACCAAAAAAGAAAACCCCCAUCAGAUGUGAUUGCUUCUAAAGCAACAACAAAAAAUCAAAAAAAAAUGCCAUGCGAAGCAAUAGCGUCAGAUACGUGGUACAUUUCAAAGAAAACAAGAAAUACCAAACACAACAAAAAAAGUCCCCAAUUUUCCCAGUGAUUCUGUGAGUGUGAUAUCAACUUAAUCAUUCUUUUUCGGAAAGGAAUUAAAACAUUGACGAAUAAUUCGCUCUCUAACCAUGCAUACCAUUUCUAAGCAUUUCCUUUUUUUCCAGUACAUGCACAGGAACACCUUCCAGUGCAUGCGCUCUGUUGUGAUCGAGAAGCUCCAGGAAGCUUCCUACCAACAUCUGUGAAUUUCGGUUGGUUUUUCGCGUGGUAAAAAAAAAAACAAUUCAAUUCGAACUAAAUCCUUUUCCAUUCAGUCACUGAAUUUAAUCCGCGUGAGUGUUUGUGUGUGAUGAAAUAUGGUCAUGGAGAAGCACCUUCUCCCAUGGUCAUGUAAAAUAAGAACUCUCACUGUGAAUUUUCUCCCUAAAACUGCAAAUACCGUAGCCCACCAACGAACGAACGGGAACAGAGAAAGCUAAUAUUGAUUCUUAAAAUAUGUUUAGAAAACGUGUACGUGUGAUUUUUUUGUUGCUGUCAACUUUGUGUGAGGAUAUAAGGAUAAACUUUUCUUCUCUUAAGAUAUUGUGUAAUAAGUGUCGUUUGGCAAAAAAAUAAAAAAUUUUUCAAAAUUUUCCAUCUUAGAUAUUUAGGCAUAUAAAAAAGUGAAGCACAAAACUUUGGCAUUUAAAAAUUACAUUCUUAAAAAUAAGAGCAGUAUUUUUCUCAUUAAAUCAGAUAAAAUUUGCGUGUAUGUGUGAUUUUCAAUUGAUGUAAGCAUCUCGUUUAAAAUUUCUAAUAAUAGCGUAGCUGUGUGAGUGGUGUUAAUACAACAUGAAUGAGAGAAAUUUGUACCUAUUUCAUAAAGAUUAAGUCAAAAGAAUUAAAACAAAAACUAGCUUCUGUUUCUCCGGGAAUCCGUUGGUUGGGGAAUCCAUCUACGUGUUGCUGCGACUAAGCUUAAGACAUUCAUGCUUUGAUGAACUCAAACUCUCGUCAUACUCGUCACUGUGAAUGGUAAAAAUGGUCGAAUUUAAGCGCUCGGUAUUCUCUAAGAAUCGGCCUAAAUUCAUUCCAGAUAUCUCCAACCGUCGUCAUGCGUUGCAGAGUGUGAUGGUUGUCCAUUGCCUCGUGCGUUAAAGCGAUGACACACAUCCACCGAUGGCCUUUCGAUACAGGGAGUUGCUCUCGAUAAAAGCUUGUGUACACCACAAAGAAAAAGAACAAUUUCAAACGAUCGAUAAUACAUACUUGGGAGGCGGUAGGAGAAGGGGAAGAAUAAUUUCGAUAACAUUUGCAUUACACACGUACUUUGCCGCCUUGGAAAAUUCACCGGAAAUUUCCCUUCGGUAGCAUUUUACAACACAAAACACUUACAAUCUCAAAGGCACUACUACUACUUGUACUACUACACCGAAACAAACUGCGACCAUAAAGCGCAAAGGAGGGUUUACGCAUUUUGCACUAUAGUAAGAGAGAUCUACCAGAAAUACCUCAUUAGCAAAUUUUCGUUAAAUGUUUUCUUGUUCAUUUUAUAUAGCCGCGAGACAGGGGCAGAAAUAAAUGAUGUUUAAAGAAGCGGACGGGGAGGGGGAUUUUUGCACUACCAAUAUUACACACGCGAUGGUAUAACGUACGAGCCAGCCUCCUGUCCUGACUGUAUCGAUGGACGAUCCAAAUAUCACUUUACGUGCGAAUUAAUCCGUCCCGAUACAUUUUUGUUGCGUUGGUUUUUUUUGCUCUUUCAGUUUUUUUCUCCGUACACAACUGACUUCUGACGGUCUACGGAGGGCAAUCGCAACUUUAUAUAGGUGCAAAUGUGUUUUCAUUUUGUUGCAUUUUGUUUUGGCUCAUUAUGGAUAUAUUUAUUAUUCAUUAUUGCUCCUCGGAUAUUUGCUGUUGUACCAUCAUCAUCAUCAUCAUACAUUGCCAUAUUAUUCAUUACCAUUUCCCAGCCACCCCUCCCCAAUCCCAGUGACAACAUUAAUUUCCAUUUUCCCAAAGUUACGUAGUUGGAUGUUUGUUUUAGUAGAAUUUUUCUUCAACCCUUCUUAUCGUGUUGAAUUUGAAUGCAAACACACAAAGCACACGAUGCACCAAAAUGUGUCGAGUGUAUAUUAUAAUGCUUUAAGUGUAAUGAUUUAUUUCGCCAAUUUUGGACUACAAAAAUGAAGGUGUACAGCAUUUAAGGCGUCAUUAGUGACACAUACAAUUACACAAACGCAGUGGUAGCAUAAAUCAGUCAGUGAAGGAGAAAGAGGAGGAGGAGGAUGAUAAAAGGGGUUGACAGCGAAGAGGGAAAAGCGAAGGAAUGUGUCAUCAUCCUUUGAUUGAAAGUACAAAUUGUUUUUAUAUUACUUUACUAUUAUUCAUACUUAUUAUCAUUAUGACAAUUAUGAAUUCUAUUGAUUAUUAUUAAUUAACGAGAUGUAAUCGAAUCUUUAAGCUAUUAAGAGUAAACUUACACUACACUCUAUAACAUUUAACCCGCAGCCCGAAAGCACUUGGAAACGGUUUAAGUAGCAGAACCAUAUGGAAGUAAUGAAUUUAAUAUUAACUUUUUUCCUAUAAUUACGUUUUACGAUCGGAAAAGCGAAUAUUUCGGUGAAACACGCAGAUCAUCCUUGGAGCGCUCGGUACUUCGAUGGGGAAUAAGAAUUCCUGUUCUACUUUUGUGUUUCCAACCUCUUUUCCAUGUGACUGUUCGUGCGUAGUAUUAUAGCAGAUUUUCCGUUACUAUUUCGUUGCUUCAUUUGUGAAACAGAGCCGCGUAAAGCGGGACAAUUGUUUGUAGAAAUAUCUUAGUUCAGGUUCUUCGAUUUACCACCCGAAGCGUCCCGUUGCGGUACACUAAAUAAAUAAAUACCUAGCUGUUAAUUGUUCUUCUUUUUCCCCACAAUUAUUUUUACGUAGCACACGUGUUUCUUUUUUUACACUAGCACUUACGUUGAGUCUCUCUUUAGGAGUGCGCUUUUUUUUUUAUAACGAUGUAACUAACUAUUGUACCCUUUAUGGAAAUAAUUAUUCGUUUACUUUUAACUGCACGUGGUGAACACUUUUUAUAAGCGGGCAGGCGCGAGAUAAUAAAUAGUGAAGGAAGUUUAAUCGUAAUAACCGGCGAGCCGAGCACGAUUCAAUAGUGUAAACGUUUUUAGUGAAUUAUAUUUAAUCUCUUUGAGUUUGCUUAAGAGCGUGUGAUCUCUCUCUUUUCCCUACGCACAUUGUCACGUACCUUUUCUAAUGCGCAUUAACCUGCGAGCCGCGCAAUUGACUAAUAACAAACAUUACUGCCAUUUAUGGGCGCAGGUUAAUCGUUUUGUGCGGCAGUUGCUUGAACGGAAACCCUCCCCCAAACGAUGCACGAUGUUUUGCGAAAUGUUAUUAUAGACCUCAAUUUAACUAUGAUUCCGCGAUGCUUUUGUUUUUCUCCACCGGGUUUAACGACAAUUCCGGUCCUGCUAGCGAAUGGAGGGGGGGUGGGGAAUGGUUUUUGUUAAGCGUAUUUGUUUGCUUUCACUAAAUAUUAUAUUCUUUUUGGCAACAACCAAAGCAAUUACUAGGCAGAAGUGUUUCUAUCUGUAUGUGUGGGUGUGUGAUUUUUGUUUGUUUGUUUGUUUUUAUAUGAUCAGCAAUUGUGGAAGGAAACGGGAAGAAUACUUUGUACCUUUUUGCUAAACGAAUAGAGAGAGAGAGGAGAGAGAGGAGAUAGAUGUUGAGGGAUGCUGCGGAUCGAGUUUUUUAAACCACAAUUAUUACUACUACUUAUUACAAAAAAGAAACUGCAACAACUAACUACUAACUACUACUACUACCAACUACACUGACAACAAACUGAAUGAAGAAGGCGCGAAGGGGAUAGCGAAGAGAGAGGGUGUGUGUAGAUCGAGUGAAAGUGUUUUUUUGGUACAGUUCCAAAUAAUUUAAGCAAAACUGAAACAAAUAUACAAAACAAACGCAACACUUAAUACAAACGAAAAUACAUAUAACUGAUCAAGGAGGAUGCUACCGGGGUGGGACGAUCAGAAUUUACGUAGAUUUAUCGAUGUUUUUUCCUAUCUCUGUUUCGCUUUGCUAUUAUAGAGAGAGAGAGAGAGAGCUUCAUACGUUCUUUUUACCCCACAAAAUAUCUUAAUGGAACAAUUUAUAUAUAUAUUAUGCUAAAGGAGAGGAAAACAAAGAAAUAAGAGAGGAGACACAACUAUGCAGGAAAAAGUAUCAACCGUUUUGACGAGAGGAAUCUAUGUUGCGCUUACAAACAAACCACAGCAUUUUUUUGUGCCACACUGUGUGUGUGCAACAGUUUAUAUGACGGUGAGGUUUUUGCAGCAAAUGGGGAAAUAGAAGUACUGUUUAGUAUGUAUGGAAGCAUAAUUUUGUUGAGAGAGCAGAGCGAAAAGGUGGAUUUUAUGUGGAACAAUGUAGGGUGGAGAGGGUGGUAGAAGGAUGCGUCAGAGAGCGAGAGGUCAAAGGGGGUAGUGGUCAGGCCAAAACGAAAGUAGAAAUACAAACAAACGGUACAACUAGCGGGGAAGACAGGUGUGAAGGGGGGGGGGGGGGGGCGAAAAAGGAGACGGCAGGGAAAUAUGUGAACAGAGCGAAGAAAACAAAAAAACAAAGGACAAAGUUUAUUCACUGUUGACAAAUUGUGAACAAAUGCGGGAACAUAUUAUGCAGGGCACGGAUGCAGAGUAGCAGGAUCGUUUUUCGGUUUGUUAGCAUAGCGCGCAGUACUAGUGGGGUUGGCAUUGGUUUUCCAUGUAGCAUUUUUUUGUUUCAAACACGGUUCGGUUUUUAGCACAUCAACACAUCCCGCGGGGAUCUGCACACACAAUCGUAUGACAAAACACACUGCACUUCUUACACUCAUCCAAAACCUCAUUGGCCAUUUCAUCGAACUCAUUCUCCGAUCGAUUUCCAACCCAUUCUCAUGUCCAUGUCUCACUACUCUUUCUGAAGCGUGAAAUGUUGUAAGGCAUGCUGCGCGUGCCAAGCGAUUUGCAGCGGGUAAUAGUUAGCAAUAGCAAAUAGAGCAGACGACCGGACGUUUGUUUCAUCCUGUGUUUUUCAUUUGUUGUUGCGUUAUGCAUUUCUUACUAGUUAAAAGUACCAGUGUGAGUGAAAAUUUGCUUCGUUUAAUCCUAGUUCAUUUCAGCAUAAAGUGAAGAACGAAACUAACCUCAAUAUUAUUACCAAUACAAAAAAAAAACAAAAUACAAACAAAAAAACCAAUAACAUAACAAGACAACGGGGAGGAAAAAAAUUUACAAAGCAUAAAAGUUAAAACGCAAACAUAAAAGAAACAAGUUAAACAAAAACAAAAACCAACAAACAAAACAAGUGUACAACAUAGCAAAAAUGUUUUCUUUUUUUUUCUCUGUGUGUGUGUGUGAAAAUGAUGCGUUAAAGAGUAAGAGAAAAUAACUACUUGAACCAUAUACAAACUCAACAUUGAAAAUAAAUAUGGCGUAAAAGUAGAAGGGAAGGAGCUGAAAGGCUGACGUUGACGGAAGAAAAGAAAAAAAAACACACAAAUGAAUGAAUAAUAUACCGAUAACAUACCCUAUCAAAGACUUUCUUAUUUAAAAGUAUCCCUACAAACAGUAUAAGACGACUGAAAGCCGAGCAGCAACAGAACAUGAACACAGGAAUGAGAGAAUGAAACAAAAGGCGAAAAACUAGUGUGCGAUGUUAUUUGUCGUUUUGAAGCAACAUUCAAAGAGAAGGCUUUUUUAUAUUGACUAUAGAACGGAGAACAGAGAGAGAGAGAGAGAGAGAGCGACGUGGUGGCUGGAGGAGAAGUGUCAGCGCUCGAACAGAAACGAAGAAGCAAGCGGGUUGGGUGUGCGUGGAAAAUGAAUGUUAAUUCUACAAAAUAUAUACGAUAUAUAUAUAUACGACAACACAAACCUUAUUAAUGCUAAAAUUAAACACUAAACAAAAGUAAACCACACUAAGGCAAGCGGUGUCGAUGGUAGGCUGGUGUGCGUACACACACACAGUGUUUUUGGGGACAAAACGAACGUCUGAACGAACUGCACGGCAACCAAUGCUAUCACGGCCGUAAGAAGUAAAGCGACAGUACACUUAAAUGUGUGCGAGGAAUUUUCCGCGUGGCAUGCAAUAAAUCUAUAUGAAUACUAAAAAAGAAAACGAUUGAUGAAGCCAAGCAAAAUCGCUGAAAUUUGCAAGAAGAAAACAAAAACACACACCACUAAAUGAAAGCUCUUGCGCAUGCAGCUGGGAAACACUGUUCACUGUCAUGCAAAACCGAAAAAUAAAACCAUCUACACUACUAAAACCAAAGGCAAAAGAAAAGCCUUCGAAUCCUCGAACAUCAGUCGAAAAAAGCAAAAAGAAGCAACAAAAAAAA
Molecule: messenger RNA, 23250 nt
Organism: Anopheles stephensi (Asian malaria mosquito)
Lineage: Eukaryota; Metazoa; Arthropoda; Insecta; Diptera; Culicidae
Gene: heca
Product: headcase protein
Exons: 6
Coding region: 2034-3905 (623 amino acids)
Source: RefSeq, a predicted model, not a curated record